AUGUCUUCAUUUGAGGAUCCAGAACGUGUCUAUGGGGAGUCCGAGGACAGCGAACAAGCUGCCCGUGUGGCGCCAGACAAUUUGUCACUUGGUCCACUCCUCGGACAUAUGCUUGUUAUGAAGGUCCCUGGAAGGCUGAGCGAGUUCGAUAGACAUGACGAUGUCAGGAUGGCAUUCGAGAAUUUCAAGCGAGUUGUAUCGCCGGACGACUUCAACGAGCUUACCGGUGCCACUUGGGAUGGGUUUUCAACUGAUCCCCUCACCACUCAGGAUGCUACUAUCGCCCAUGAGAAUCUUGAGUCUAUAUUUGCCAGUUUGGGAAAUUAUUCAAAAAUCGUUGCCUCAGUUUGCCGCGACAGACGAUAUCCUCCCCUAGUCUCGGCUCCGGCCCAGUUGUUCCUAAAGUUAAGGUAUCCCGGAGUGUAUAAGGAAAUUGUCGAGGUCUACAAUCGAGCUACCAAGAUAAUAGAUAUUUCCGUGGAUGAUCAGCUCAUACAUAUAAAUCACAGUGGCUUGAUAGAGUCGCUGGCUAUGAUAUACGCAGACAUCAUCAAGUUGCAUAGUCAAGUAUACGAAGUUGUGCGGGGGGGCAACUGGCAAUAUCGAUUUUCACAGGCAUGGGUCUACGGCCAGCCACACUUUGAGGGCAUCAUCAAUGAUCUAAAAGCACACCGAAACACAUUCGACGACGGGAUCUAUACUAACGAGGGAAAGUAUUACGAGGAUUUGUUUCUUGAAGGGAUAGGCAUGUGUAAAAAACCGGGGGAAAUCCCCCACGACGCUUCUGUUUGGCUCGACGCGAACGAAUCCGAACAGUCUGAAGUCUUUGACUCUAUCGUUUCUGGAGCAUCCAAGCCCUUUUUUUCACAUCAUUGGCUGCUACAGCACCCUAUAGUCGAACAAUGGCUCACUCCAAGCACCUCUCCGGCCUUUUUGGUCCUGGAAGGGCAUCCUGGAAGCGGGAAGACUGUCUUUGCCACUCAGCUUGUGGCCAUUCUGAGAGCACUCCACAAAGAGUCGCUCGUUCUCUAUCAUUUCUGCUCUGACGCGCUCCCAUGUUCGACAAAAUACUCUGAGAUUGUCAAAUCCCUCAUCUUGCAGAUUUAUCAAUCGUACCCGGUAUUAGCCCAAGCCUUUGAUAUUUUUGAUACUGACAGAACGGGUGCGUCCACCAGAGAAGACGAACUUGAGAAUCGCCUCCGCACAAUAAUCGCCUCUCGUUUAUUUGGACCGAAAACCCCCUUCUGUGUCAUUUUAGACGGGGUAGAUGAGUGUGAUUGCCACACGCAACUUCAGCUAAUAAAGCUGUUGCGUGAAAUAGGUUCUCACUCCUUCAAGGUGUUCGUAUCGGGUCGAGUACUUUCGCCUCAGGCCAUGAAGGAGAUUAAAAAUCAUCGCGUGAAUAUGAAUGCGAAGGUGGUAUCUCUUAUAGAUGAGAAAACUAGAAUAGAAUGCUCUAUUCGGUGCUAUGCAGUGCAGAGGCUGGAGGCUCUUCGGCAGGACAAUUUGGAAAUAGGGGUCAAAAGCUCCGAUAUCCAGAACAUGGCGCUUUGCAUUGCGAAGAAAGCAGAUGGAAUGUUUCUCUGGGCUCGAAUCGUGCUGGAUCAACUGGUAGCCAACAAGUCGCUGUUGGAACGUGACAAGGUUCAGGCAAUAAUCGAUUCUACGCCUCAAGAAAUUAUGACAUACCUGGAACAGAAAUUCGAAGGCGAACGGAGCUUCAUGAGAAUGAAGGGUGAGACACUCGGCCCAACAGCAAAGCUAGCCAUUGGCUGGAUCGUCAACUCAAAAGAGCCUCUAACAGUUGACGAGUUGGUUGAUGCGAUACACAUGAGUAGUGAUCUAGGAGCGCUCGAACCAAGUGAGAUUGAAAAUUUUGGGCGCGAAAUGGUGAGCUAUAUCCAUUACAUGGUUCAUGACAAGCCCUCUGGAGCCAUUCGUAUACCCCUCCGAGGUGUGCGCCUGUAUCUUCAGCACAAGGUUGCCACGGAUUGGGUCUCGGAUAUCGACGCUAUUAUUGGGAGGACUUGCAUUGCUUACUUGUCGCGAAGUGUCUUCAAAACAGGCCCAUGCUUGUCAAUCGAAGACUUUGAAGCUCGACUUAAAUCAUACCCUCUCUAUGCCUACGCCGCUAAACAUUGGGGACAUCAUGCAUCUAAAGCGACGGACUCCGAUCUUCAACGGAUUGUCGACUUUCUGGAUCAGGACGUUUUAGUGCGUAGCGCUUACCAAGCUAUGCAAGGAGACAAAUGGAGAUAUUCGCAGGAAUUAGAAACAAGGGUGAUUGUCUUGCGCCUGGUUGUUUUUUUCGGGUUGGGAGUACGCGCUAUGCUCAAGUCUGAGUAUAGUGCAUGGGAUAAACCCCCCUUGCACGAGGCUGUGAUACUGGGCGAUGAAGUAUUGAUUGCUGAUCUUCUGAAGAAAGGUGCUAGUAUCGACGGUAAGGACAGCGAUGGUGAAACGGCAUUGAACCUUGCGUUUCGGAUGGGACAGGCUGGUGUUGCCAACUUGCUGAUAGAGCAUUCAGCAAGCACGGCUGGUAUCACUGCAACCGGCCUCCGAGCAAUGUUUAAGGAGAAUAACUCGGACAUUCUUUACUUGGCACAACCACGAGCCGGCAAGAGCUCGUUGCGAUUUCUCUCGGAUUCAGACACAGCCAAGAUCGACCUAAUCGUCGGUUCAACAAACCAGAACGCAAAACAGAGGCAUCUGUUCGUGUUCAAUGAGGAAUCGGCAAACUUUUGGGAAACUGGCUGGUUUCCAAAGUUCCAUGUUGAAAAUGAGCAAAAUGAACUGAUUUUCACUGAAGAGCUUCCCCAUGCAACCUCUGGAAUUGAGAAUGUCUAUAGAUAUUGUGCCUCAUUUCGGUUCCCUGUCGGGGACAACACUGAAGGUAUUCUCAACGAUAUGUUUGGUAAAAAUCCCGGAAAUGCGCGAAUAGGGGUGUCGUGGACAAUGGCCCGGCCCCAAAACACGACCUCAAGACUCCGCUUAGAGCCAAUUGCCUACUUUAGCAAUAUGCCUCAAGUUUUCAUCCCGGAUCAACAGCUGAGGCUUAUAAUACAGCUGAUUGAAUCCUUGAAGACCAGGUGGUUGGAAGUGUGCCAAGAGGGCCAAGAUCGGCUACAGGGAUGGCGUGAGGAGAUAAUGAGCAAAUCUGGCAACGAUCUGAAUCUGUUGGAACGCUUGAUGUUUGACGGACAGAAGUGGGCGGCGAUGCGGCGACUGUUGCAACAACACGCCAAUACAACAAUUUCGUUCGGCGAGAGAUAUCACCGCCACUACUCCCAAUUCGAUGCCAUGGGCGAACUCGAAAAGACAGUCCAAGACUUACAAGACAGCAUCGGGAAGCAAUUAGAUUCUCUGGAUUCGACAUAUGAAAUCUUCAUUGAAAUGGAGUCCAACCUGAUCUCCCUCAGGCAGGCUGAGCUAUCCAACUCGAUGGCUGAGCUAUCCAACUCAAUGGCUGAGCGAUCCAUCUCGAUGGCUCGAAGCAUGAAGCGUUUAAGCUGGAUAACGGUGGGUUUUGGCACGGGCCCGUAA
Molecule: messenger RNA, 3543 nt
Organism: Clonostachys rhizophaga
Lineage: Eukaryota; Fungi; Ascomycota; Sordariomycetes; Hypocreales; Bionectriaceae
Source: the annotation of a GenBank genome assembly